AGAGGCGAAGUGUGAGAGGAGGACAGCAGUGAGAUAUCCAGAGAGGAUAGGAGGAAGGGAGAAGAAAAGCAAGGAAGGUAGAAAAAGCCCUGCAUAAGAGACAGUGCACAGGAAAGGAAAGACAGGGCAGGUAGGACAGUGGAGAGAAGCAGCAAGGUGGCUCUGUGAGUGUUAACAUCAGCUGCUCUCCGUAUCAUUAGCGGGGACCUGAGUUGACUGCAGGCAAGUCCCCUCUCCAUGGGCUGCUGGAAGAGGGCGGGCCAGGCUGGGCAGGAUCUGUGAGCAGGUGGCCGCCCCUGGGUGUGGCUGCCCAGCCCAGUCUGAGAGGCUAUAAGCAGAGAGGCCAGGGCCUCUAAGCACCUGUCAGGGGUGGCUCCCCAGUGCAGGUGCCAGGCAGUGGCUCCACAGAGUCCAGCCCCAGCAUGAGCUCCUUCGACCUCCCGGCACCCUCACCACCUUGCUGCAGUCCCCAGUUCCCCAGCAUUGGCCAGGAGCCCCCGGAGAUGAACCUGUACUAUGAGAAUUUCUUCCAUCCACAGGGUGUGCCUAGCCCUCAGCGUCCCUCUUCCUUCGAGGCUAGUGGCGAGUAUGGGGCCACCCCCAAUCCCUACCUCUGGCUCAACGGGCCAGCCAUGACCCCAUCGCCCUACCUGCCGGGCACCAAUGCCAGCCCCUUCCUGCCUCAGGCCUAUGGUAUGCAGAGACAGCUGCUGUCCAGCAUGUCUGGGCUGGGGGGCAGCGAUCUGGGCUGGCUGCCCAUCCCAUCGCAGGAGGAGCUGAUGAAGCUGGUGCGGCCUCCUUACUCCUACUCGGCUCUCAUUGCCAUGGCGAUCCAUGGGGCGCCGGACAAGCGCCUCACCCUCAGCCAGAUCUACCAGUAUGUGGCCGACAACUUCCCCUUCUACAACAAGAGCAAGGCCGGCUGGCAGAACUCCAUCCGCCACAACCUGUCGCUCAAUGAUUGUUUCAAGAAGGUGCCACGAGAUGAGGAUGACCCAGGCAAAGGGAAUUACUGGACGCUGGACCCCAACUGCGAGAAGAUGUUCGACAAUGGCAAUUUCCGCAGGAAGAGGAAGAGAAAAUCGGACAUUUCUUCCGGCACAGGCUCCCUGACCUCAGAGAAGAAUGGGAGCAGUCUCCUGGCCGGCAGUCCCAAGACCUCCGAGCCACAGGACCUGCUGGACAGUGUCUCCACGGGCGCACCUGGCUCGCCAGAGAAGGGGCCCUCCCCGCCCCCCUCGAGCACCCCUUGCCUCAGCAGCUUCCUCUCCACCAUGACAGCCUACGUCGGCAGCCCCAGCCCCGUGAGCCGCCCUGUGGCCACGCCAGGACUGAAUCUUGAGUCCAACGACAAGAUCGGGGUGCAGAACUCACUGAGUUUCAACACCUAUACCCCCCUCACCACCAACCCCGGGGGCGGGGGUGAGUGGGGCAACCCCGGACCCACCAAUGCCCUCGGCUAUGGAGGUGCCGUCCUCAACCAGUUCACCCCUCACUUCUACAACAGCAUCAACACCAGUGGUGUUCUCUACCCCCGGGAAGGGACCGAGGUCUAGAGGCAGGGCAGUCCCUCCACCGAACGGACACUCCCCAGGGAGGGAGAAGAGCAGACAAGGUCAUCCAGACCAGCUUCCUGACCAUCGCCCAGCCAAGAUGCCACCCAGCAUACUCAGAGGAGCCCAGCAAUCUCUCCAGAAGGUUGUUUCAACCUACACUUAGCCACACACAGACUCGCUGGCUUUGUGGGGAAAUCCUGGUGCCAGGACGCUGAGGGCAAUGGUGGCUGUGUGCUGAGGGCACCUGCACGUUCAGCACAUGGCAUAGCAGUCCCAACUGUGAGUGUCCUGGCCAUCUCCCCAUUUCACAGAUGAGGAAACCAACACUGCAGGGAAUCAAGUGACUUCUCAGGCCGCACCAUGUAGUGAAAGGCAGAUCUGAAGUUGGCCUCAUAAAGCCAGGGUGGAGGAAUUAGCUGAGCCGCUGAGGAGGGUCACAGUGAAAGGCAGAGAAUAGAUACAUAGCAAAAAAUCUCUCCACUGUCUCCUUGUGGCUCAUGAGGACUCAGCACCAGCCAGGCACUUCUUGUCCUGGCACCCAUCCUUAUUCCAUCCAGCCCAGCUUACCUGCACUCAGUUCAUUUGCUACCUCUUGAGGACAGAAGCCACUAGCAGACUUAGCUCUGAAAGCCCAGCUCCU
Messenger RNA from Ochotona curzoniae (black-lipped pika), 2196 nucleotides. It is a transcript of the gene FOXI1, whose product is annotated as forkhead box I1. The record is from RefSeq and is a predicted model, not a curated record. Bases 423 to 1556 code for a protein of 377 amino acids. Gene Ontology annotation, molecular function: RNA polymerase II cis-regulatory region sequence-specific DNA binding; DNA-binding transcription factor activity, RNA polymerase II-specific. Lineage: Eukaryota; Metazoa; Chordata; Mammalia; Lagomorpha; Ochotonidae. Gene Ontology annotation, biological process: regulation of transcription by RNA polymerase II; cell differentiation; anatomical structure morphogenesis. The transcript is spliced from 2 exons.